This is a messenger RNA of Capsicum annuum, 1031 nucleotides long. RefSeq names its product protein RDM1. Bases 190 to 798 code for a protein of 202 amino acids. Gene Ontology annotation, cellular component: RNA polymerase V complex; nucleus. The record is from RefSeq and is a predicted model, not a curated record. Lineage: Eukaryota; Viridiplantae; Streptophyta; Magnoliopsida; Solanales; Solanaceae. The transcript is spliced from 4 exons.
AUUAUAAUGCAAAGAGCUUACUGAAACUAGAGGACUGGUGUAUACAAGGAGUGGAGCUUCUUGCAUGCCGAAUCGUCCUCCUCCGGCCGCCGUCGAGUUGCUUUCCGAUCAUUUCUCCGGCGAAUUUGAGUCCUCGGGUAUCUGUAGCGGGUUCAAACCUUGAAAAUAGCUUUUGGAAAAAAUGCAAAAAUGCAAGCCAUGAAGAGGGCUCUUGAACAAGUGGAUCUCUCGUCAGAUGAGUCAUCUUCCUCUAAUGCGGAUGACCAUAAAGCUAAAAAUGGGCGUACGAGCAACAUUACCGUCGAUCAAGUUGUUGAUGAACUUGUUUCUGAAAGUACUACAAUUAAGUGUGACAGCAAGCAGAUGAAUGACAAUUUCAACAUUGGUCAAGGAGUUGAAGAACUUUUUUCUGAAGAUGCAAUUCUCCGAAGAGCGAAAAUGUACCAAGAGUACAUGCAGAUGGUUCCUAUGCCUACAGAGGCGCACUCUCUGAUUCCUUGCAACUCCUGGAGAGGAUUGGCUGCAUCAAUCAAGACAUUAUAUGGGCAACCACUGCAUUACCUGACCAACCUCCGCAUGAAGGAGUGGGAUAAAAUGAGGAUUGAGGCCGAUAAUGAAGACGAUCCAUUGGAUAUGCUCAUCCAUCCGAACAAUGCCGAAUCAUGCAUCUGGCAUUUGGAAGAAGUUCACAGGCGUACUUCGUCUCCUUCAUACCUUGCCAGACUCUGGGUUGCUGAUCCCAUGUAUCACGUUUAUAUUGAUGCUAUUUUCCCAAAGUUGCAGAAUCCAUCCAAAUAGAUUCUUCUGCAGAUACCAAUCCAUCCUAUGGACUUGGUCUAGAAUCCUGAAUUUGUAGUAUUGUAGUAUUAAAAGACAACCAUGUAUGGUUUGGAAAAUGUUUAUCCUAUGGAUGUUUGAGUCUAUGCUGUGUUCUCGUGUUGAGAGAGCAUUUUAUGUUCAUAUUUCAUAUGCUACAAAUGUUGAUCAAAUUUGCUAAUGUGCUUCGUGGUAAUGGAUUUUAAGAGAUGCAA